UUAUUAAGUCCUAACUUUUUGUUGAGAACAUGUUUUUUUUGUUAAUGUAUGCAGUUCAUCAUCAUGUGUGACGUGUCCAAGUGGAUAAAAAAAUGCCUUUAAUAAUUUUUAGCUGUGCUAGGUAUAAUGGUCGACAAUCGAUGAAUCGACAUGCAUAUGAGUAGAAUGGCACCCAGCACAUCAUACCUGUCUGGGCCAUGCUCAUUGUGCUUAAGAGUAGCUAAAUGGUUGCCCGUCAUCUUUAUUGUGGCCAUUGUGGUGUGGUCCUAUUAUGCAUAUGUCAUUCAGCUCAACAUACUUACUAUAGAGAGCAUUGUGAAAAAAACUCUCUAUCUUCUGGUCUACCACGUCCUGCUUAUCCUCUUUGCCUGGUCUUACUGGCAAACAAUCUUCACAGAGAUUGGCUAUGUUCCUAAACAGUUCCGCCUGCCACCAGCAGAGCUGGAGGCGUAUGAAUGUGCCCCUACAGAAGGGGACAGACGCGAGGUCCUGGAGCGGUUUGCUGCCAAGCACGGCUUGCCAGUCUCCAACAGAACCAUGACGGGAGACAUCCGUUACUGCGAGAAGUGCUGUCACAUAAAGCCUGAUCGCUGUCACCACUGCUCGGUGUGUGGCGAGUGUGUGCUCAAGAUGGACCAUCACUGUCCUUGGGUCAACAACUGCGUCUCAUUCACAAACUACAAGUUCUUCGUCUUGUUCUUGGCAUAUGCCUUCAUUUACUGCAUCUUCGUGGCAAGCACAACACUCGAGUAUCUCAUUCGCUUCUGGCGGUCUGACCUGCAAGGCGCCGGCAAGUUCCACAUCCUGUUCGUGUUCUUUGUGUCGAUUAUGUUUGCCAUCAGCCUCGUGUCGCUUCUUGGCUACCACAUCUUCCUCAUACUCAGGAACAGGUCCACUAUUGAAUCUUUCCGCGCGCCAAUAUUCUACAUAAACCAUUCAUGGUCGCAAGACAAGGAGGGCUUCAGCCUCGGUGCCUUCAACAACUUUUUAGAAAUAUUCGGGGAUGGCAGACGGCGAUGGUUCGUGCCAGUCUUCACCAGCUUGGGUGACGGUGUCACUUAUCCGCUCAAGUUUGAUCGCUCGCCUUCUUGCUAUGGUGUCUCUACCUCCUCCUCACCUCCAACACAACCCUCACCACCACCACCACCACCACAACCCCUCUCCUCUUCAUCAUCGUCACCACCAUCGUACGGCAGCACCAACUCUAACAGUUUGGGCGACGGAGUGUCCUACCCACAGCGCUGUAUUGAUGAGGACAUGGACGGCCUGUUGGCCAGCAGCGACUACAGCAACACUGACUGGGACAACCUCGGCCACCACCACUUCCUGGCCAACAGGGACGGAAACCUUGAAGAGGUCAUCGUGGAGAGCACACAUACAAACCCCGUAUAGACUACACGCAUCAACUCCGUGAAGACCACGAGUAUCAACCUUGUGUAGACAACUCUCUCCACUCCUGUGUAGAAGACACUCCCACUCUGUGUAAACGUCCCUGUCAAGAUCUCUCCCCCGGGCGCCUCGCACGUCGCCGUCCACGCAGGACGCCUCACCACCACGCGCUAGCUGUGUUCCCAGCCCGUCUGCCCGAGCGUCCGAGGCCUCGCUCCCUCAACAACUUUGUUGCGUCGUGGAGCGCAACCUAACUUGUUGACUUCAGCUCUCUCAGGCUGAUAUAGCGCGUCCUCUUAACUCAGCCGGCUUCUUCUUUUGUUAUAUGAUUAAAUGUAGACAUUUUAUAGCAAAUGAUUGAGCGGAUUUACACAAUCGAAUGCUUCAAAUAAUGCACCUCCUUGCGCAUUCCAUUAAUUAUUAAUGUUGUGAACAUCUUUCGUUCGUUUUCAUCAAUCAAGUAGUGUGAUUCCUAUUAUACUAUAGAAAUUUCCACACAUAGACACGACUUUUUGGGGAUAAUUUUUUUCCAUCAACACCCAUUGUGAAAAUUAAGGUGGAAACCGUGCUUGCUGCAAUAUAUAUCCACCUGAUAUUCAAACGGAUUAAUAAGUUAAUUAUUCCCGUUAUCUGUUGAGUUCUUUGGUUUCUCUGUCAAAAUCAAUUUAGAUAAAUGGGUGUAGUUUUGGUCCUUUGAGCAUUCUCAGCAUUAUAAUGAACUUUUCCAAAGGCGCUCCACUCGAUCUCUAUGAAAAGAACCCGCAUCUCGGCUUAAACUGUGGAAACGUGAUGACAAAAUAUAACUGAUUUUUGCUUUCCUGAACCUUAUGUGUAUAUAUAUGACGAGUAAGAUUGGAAUAUCGUUGAUCAUUCAAUUAUUUUGAGAUACGCUGGCCGAAAAUACCAUCAUCUGCUUCUAUUGUGCUUGAACAAUUAUUGAUACGAACAAUAAGUUUAGGUCGGCUGACGUAGGAAUCGCUCAAAUGUUGAAUAUAAAGCGUAUCCUGCUACUGCAUAAUUUGGUUGAUUAAAAUGCCUGAUGAUCUGCCGCGCAGUGACGCCUUCCUACAUUUUUAUGUAGUUUUUGCGGGGAUUUUGCUGCAAAUUGAUUAUGAGUUUGUGUGUUCUUACUAUUUCAAGUAUUGCUACGUAGAAGCUAGGAUUUCAGGACUGAUAGUCUUCUCUUGAUUACCACCACUCGCCUUCAGGGUUCAGUGUGCAACUCUUGCACUCUAAGGAAAUGUGUGUUUUAAGUACUUUAAUAUUGAAUUCAUUGAGCUUUAAUCUUAACUUCUAUCAUGCAAGUAUUUUAUCGUUAUAACCAAAUCAAUUUCCGUGACGUCGUCUGUACAUCUUAUGAACGGACUCGCGCUUUCCUGUUCAUUGAUCAAGCAGACUGAAUUUGUGCAUUAUUUUAUUAUUCUUUCCUUUUGAGGUAAGCAGCUCAUGCGGUAAACGCCGAUUGCUUGCGAGUGUGCCUUUAAAUAAUGCACGAUUAGAGUGUCUUCUAAACUAAUCUAACAGGAGGCCACGGAGUUCAAUAUUUAAGAAUAUUUCAGCUAUCGUUCACCAGCCUAAGAGCUAACACUAACGUAGCGUAGUUUUUUGGUUCUCAACCUAGCAUCCAAAAGUGAUAGCAAUAUGGACGCGAGAUUUUUAUGAAAUGCGAGUGGACUUAAUCUGGCAUCACUAUUGGUUGUAAUUGAUACCUCUUAGCGCGCUAUUCAUUUUAAAAGUAGCAAUUUGUAUGUUAUUUCCGUCACCAUCACAACUUUAGCUCUUUUUUUUCAUAAGCUGUUUCACUUACAUCGAUAUACUGAGCCGAGCAUGUGUGUAAUUGUUCAUCCUGGUAGUGGCGACUAG
Molecule: messenger RNA, 3252 nt
Organism: Hyalella azteca
Lineage: Eukaryota; Metazoa; Arthropoda; Malacostraca; Amphipoda; Hyalellidae
Product: palmitoyltransferase ZDHHC20-B
Exons: 11
Coding region: 151-1392 (413 amino acids)
Biological process (GO): peptidyl-L-cysteine S-palmitoylation; synaptic vesicle maturation; protein targeting to membrane
Cellular component (GO): endoplasmic reticulum; Golgi apparatus
Molecular function (GO): protein-cysteine S-palmitoyltransferase activity
Source: RefSeq, a predicted model, not a curated record